Messenger RNA from Melospiza georgiana, 1221 nucleotides. It is a transcript of the gene LHX1, whose product is annotated as LIM homeobox 1. The coding region runs from base 1 to 1221 and encodes 406 amino acids. Gene Ontology annotation, molecular function: DNA-binding transcription factor activity, RNA polymerase II-specific; RNA polymerase II transcription regulatory region sequence-specific DNA binding. Gene Ontology annotation, cellular component: nucleus. The record is from RefSeq and is a predicted model, not a curated record. NCBI's taxonomy places the organism in Eukaryota, Metazoa, Chordata, Aves, Passeriformes, Passerellidae. The transcript is spliced from 5 exons. Gene Ontology annotation, biological process: neuron differentiation; regulation of transcription by RNA polymerase II.
AUGGUUCACUGUGCAGGCUGCAAAAGGCCGAUCUUGGACCGGUUUUUGUUGAAUGUACUGGACAGGGCUUGGCAUGUGAAGUGUGUUCAGUGCUGUGAAUGUAAAUGCAAUUUGACAGAGAAAUGCUUUUCGCGAGAAGGCAAGCUUUACUGCAAAAACGACUUCUUUCGGUGUUUCGGGACCAAGUGCGCGGGCUGUGCCCAGGGCAUCUCCCCCAGCGACCUGGUCCGCAGGGCGCGGAGCAAAGUGUUCCACUUGAACUGUUUUACGUGUAUGAUGUGUAACAAGCAACUCUCCACCGGCGAGGAGCUCUACAUCAUAGACGAGAACAAGUUUGUCUGCAAAGAAGAUUACCUAAAUAACAGCAAUACUGCCAAAGAAAACAGCCUGCAUUCAGCCACCACCGGCAGUGACCCCAGCCUGUCCCCCGACUCUCAAGACCCCUCCCAGGACGACGCCAAGGACUCGGAAAGCGCCAACGUGUCCGACAAGGAGACGGGGAGCAACGAAAACGACGACCAGAACCUGGGGGCCAAGCGGCGGGGACCGCGCACCACCAUCAAAGCCAAACAGCUAGAGACUCUGAAAGCCGCCUUCGCGGCCACCCCGAAACCCACGCGGCACAUCAGGGAGCAGCUGGCGCAGGAGACCGGCCUUAACAUGCGGGUCAUCCAGGUGUGGUUCCAGAACCGGCGCUCCAAGGAGCGGCGGAUGAAGCAGCUGAGCGCGCUGGGCGCCCGGCGACACGCGUUCUUCCGCAGCCCGCGCAGGAUGCGGCCGCUCGUGGACCGGCUGGAGCCCGGCGAGCUCAUCCCCAACGGGCCCUUCUCCUUCUACGGAGAUUAUCAGAGCGAGUAUUACGGCCCUGGAGGCAAUUACGAUUUCUUCCCGCAAGGACCGCCCUCGUCCCAGGCGCAGACCCCCGUGGAUCUCCCGUUCGUGCCCUCCUCGGGGCCGUCAGGGACCCCGCUGGGGGCCAUGGAGCACCCCCUGCCCGGACACCACCCCUCGAGUGAGGCUCAGCGCUUCACCGACAUCAUGUCGCACCCCCCGGGAGACUCGCCCAGCCCCGAGCCCAACCUGCCCGGCUCCUUGCACUCCAUGUCCGCGGAAGUUUUUGGCCCCAGCCCCCCAUUUUCGUCGAUAUCCGUCAACGGUGGUGCUAACUACGGCAAUCACUUGUCCCACCCUCCAGAGAUGAACGAAGCGGCUGUGUGGUAG